AUGUUGAAGGAGGAUCGAAUCCCCCGAGAGAUUCCCAGAGAGGUCCCCAGAGAGAUCCCCAGAGAGAUCCCCAGAGAGAUCCACAGAGAGAUCCACAGAGAGAUCCCAGAGAGAUCCCCAGAUAGAUCCCCAGAGAGAUCCCCAGAGAUCCCCAGUGAGAUCCCAGAGAUAUCCCAGAGAGAUCCCCAGAGAGAUCCCCAGAGAGAUCCCCUGAGAGGUCCCCUGAGAGGUCCCCUGAGAGAUCCCAGAGAGGUCCCCAGAGACAUCCCCAGAGAGAUCCCCAGAGAGGUCCCCAGAGAGGUCCCAGAUAGAUCCCCAGAUAGAUCCCCAGAGAGGUCCCCAGAGAGGUCCCCAGAGAGAUUCCCAGAGAGGUCCCCAGAGAACCCCAGAGAGAUUCCCAGAGAUCCCCAGAGAGAUCCCCAGAGACAUCCCCAGAGACAUCCCCAGAGAGAUUCCCAGAGAGGUCCCAGAGAGGUCCCAGAGAGGUCCCCAGAGAGAUCCCCAGAGAGGUCCCCAGAGAGAUCCCCAGAGAGAUCCCCAGAGAGGUCCCACAGAGGUCCCAGAGAGAUCCCCAGAGAGGUCCCAGAGAGGUCCCAGAGAGGUCCCCAGAGAGGUCCCAGAGAGAUCCCCAGAGAGAUCCCCAGAGAGAUCCCCAGAGAGAUCCCUAGAUAG
Molecule: messenger RNA, 672 nt
Organism: Pecten maximus
Lineage: Eukaryota; Metazoa; Mollusca; Bivalvia; Pectinida; Pectinidae
Product: protein TsetseEP-like
Exons: 2
Coding region: 1-672 (223 amino acids)
Source: RefSeq, a predicted model, not a curated record